Rana temporaria (common frog) is the source of this 3878-nucleotide messenger RNA. RefSeq names its product solute carrier family 24 member 3 (gene SLC24A3). The transcript is spliced from 17 exons. Gene Ontology annotation, biological process: intracellular calcium ion homeostasis; calcium ion transmembrane transport. Gene Ontology annotation, molecular function: calcium channel activity; calcium, potassium:sodium antiporter activity. Bases 538 to 2565 code for a protein of 675 amino acids. Gene Ontology annotation, cellular component: membrane. The record is from RefSeq and is a predicted model, not a curated record. NCBI's taxonomy places the organism in Eukaryota, Metazoa, Chordata, Amphibia, Anura, Ranidae.
CCAGAUUGUACAGUCCCUGUGGUAAGAGAGCCUCACAAGAGCAGUGAAAGAGGAAAAUAAACCUGGGAGGGGUGGGAAGGAGAAGCAAGGGCGGAGAAUAGAGAAGUCUGAGGAAUUGGAAGCAAUGUCGUGCUGAUUGUAAAGUUUCAGCAGUAAGCACUCUCUCUCUCCUUGCCUUUGUUUAAUGGGAGCUCUGCCUGUGUCUCUGUGUAACCCGCUCUCCCCGGGGAUCUUUGAUCAGACAGAUGCUCUGUGAAUUAAUCCAGUAUUCAGUCUCAGCAGCUAUCCAUGAUCAGCAGCAGCAGCAGCACACAGAGCCCAGAGUCCUUUCUCUGCCUGCAUCAUGCUGCUCAGCGUCACCGACACAGUAAACUCUUCGCUGUGAUCAGCCCAGACGCGUGUAACAUGGAUUAGGGCGCACGGUGCAAGGAGCCGGACUUUUACGCAAGUGUGUCUGCCGUCUGCGCUGCGCAGCCUCUGCCCUCUGUGCACGGAGUACACCGAGAUCUAUUGUCUUCGCAAGUGAGUGUGCUUUGGAUGAAUGUGGCCAUGAGCACGGGGAACAUGCUGAGCCGGGGAGAGCAGCUGCCUGCCCUGCCAGGGAUGCCGGAGGAGAGCAGCCAGCGGACGAGCAGGACCCGCAGGAAAAGGAAAGCGUUGCUGCUGGGGCAGAUGUGCUUCAUGGGAUGUCUAAUGCUGGUUGGAUCAUCUCUCUCCUACUGGGCAGGAAAAGCAGGUUUUGAAGGCUAUACUGCUAAAGACAGUGACCAGAGACAUCCAUUGGAAGUCAACACCAAUGGUAAUGGAAGGGGGUUACUUUGGAUGGACGAGGAGAAUUUCACUGAAGUUCAUGGAGACCACAGACAUCGCAAGAACUGCACAGAACCAGCACUUCAUGAAUUCCCCAGUGACGUCUUCUCACAUGAGGAAAGACGGAAUGGAGCAAUCAUCAUGCAUGUACUAUUUGCUAUGUACAUGUUCUAUGCUCUCGCCAUUGUAUGCGAUGACUUCUUUGUCCCAUCCUUGGAGAAGAUUUGUGAAAGGCUACAACUCAGUGAAGAUGUGGCAGGAGCUACCUUUAUGGCUGCUGGCAGUUCUGCACCAGAGCUCUUUACAUCUGUCAUAGGAGUAUUCAUCACAAAAGGAGAUGUUGGUGUUGGAACCAUUGUUGGCUCAGCUGUAUUUAACAUUCUCUGUAUUAUUGGAGUGUGUGGACUGUUUGCAGGACAGGUUGUCGUCUUGUCCUCAUGGUGCUUGCUACGAGAUGCCUCAUAUUACACGCUAUCUGUUAUCGCACUCAUUGUGUUUAUUUAUGAUGAAAAGGUCUCCGGGUGGGAGUCUAUGAUUUUGGUUCUAAUGUAUGCCGUUUACAUCCUCAUAAUGAAGUUCAACUCCUCCAUACAUCAGUGCUUUGAAAAGAGAACAAAGGGAGCAGCCAACAUGGCAAAUGGACUAGCAAGUAAUGCAGAAUUAGAUGACAAUGUAAACUGUGACGCAACUGUGGUCUUACUCAAAAAAGGAAAUUUCCAUCGUAAAACAUCGGUGAUCAUGGUAGAUGAGAUCUUGUCAGCCUAUCCUCAUCAAUUAUCAUUCUCUGAGGCUGGUCUGAGAAUCAUGAUAACAAGCCACUUCCCUCCCAAGACUCGUCUUUCUAUGGCCAGUCGCAUGUUGAUAAAUGAGAGGCAGAGAUUGAUAAACAGCCGAGGCUAUGCUAAUGGCGAGUCAGAAGUCGCAAUCAAGAUUCCAAUCAAACAUGCAGUUGAGAACGGGACUGGCCCGGGGAACUCAACAGAGAGAAAUGCCAAUGGCACCAGAAAAGAUGAAGAUGUGGCUGAAGCUGGCAAUGAGACCGAAAAUGAAAAUGAAGACAAUGAAAAUAAUGAAAACGAUGAGGAAGAAGAAGAAGAAGAUGAUGAUAAUGAUGGGCCUUUCACACCUUUUGAACUUCCCUCUGGAGCAGCUAACAGAUUAAAAUGGGUGAUAACCUGGCCAUUAUCGUUCCUUAUGUACUUCACUGUACCUAAUUGUGCUAAGCCACGCUGGGAGAAAUGGUUUAUGGUUACUUUUAUCGCGUCCUCCAUCUGGAUUGCAGCCUUUUCUUAUGUGAUGGUCUGGAUGGUCACUAUCAUUGGCUUCACCUUAGGAAUUCCAGAUGUGAUUAUGGGCAUCACAUUCCUAGCAGCUGGAACAAGUGUACCAGAUUGUAUGGCGAGCCUCAUAGUAGCAAGACAAGGAAUGGGAGAUAUGGCUGUAUCAAAUUCUAUUGGGAGCAAUGUAUUUGACAUUCUUAUUGGACUUGGACUUCCAUGGGCAUUACAGACACUCGCAGUGGACUAUGGCUCAUAUAUCCAUCUGAACAGCAGAGGCCUGAUCUAUUCUGUGGCUUUGCUUCUGGCUUCCUUGUUUGUUACGGUAUGCGGUAUUCGUCUAAACAAAUGGAAACUGGACAAGAAGCUGGGUGUGGCAUGUCUUCUCCUCUAUAGCGUCUUCCUGUGUAUUUCCAUCCUCACAGAAUUCAAUGUCUUUACAUUUGUGAACUUGCCAAUGUGCAGGGGAGGAAUCUGAUCCAUCGAGCCAACUGGUUCAUGAGACUUCAUCUUACUCUUUGGUGCAAUACAGAAGGGUGACCCGUGUCCUGCACAAGGAGGUCGUCAACUGGUCACUGUUCAUGAGAAUUUCUUACUUCCUUCUCUUCCUGUUUAUACCAUGGGGACAAAACCUUCCACAGUUUCCAUUUUCCACUUUAUUUUUCACUGUUAGAAAUUCCAGCGCUUGUUGGUAAUUAUCCUAUUAUACAGUGACCAGGGUUCCAGAUGAAAAGGCUGCUAACUGGCCUCAAGCCAGCCCAAAUUACAUCUGCUAAAAAACAUUCUGUUUUAAGUUAUUUGGACUAAUGUAAUUUAUGACUUGAUAUUGUUCAAACAUUGCAGAAUAAUAGGAACGAUUCAUUACCAGUAAUCAGUUAUUAUGAGGAAUAUCAUGGGAUAAAAUAGCUGAGACACUUUCCCUUGUUCAUAUGAAAGUAAACUCCUUUGAUGGACUGUGCGAACAGCAACAGAAGACUGAAAGGAUGAGCAUUAUAUGAACUUUUUAAGAAGAAUGGAUCGUAUUGAUAAUUUAUUUAAUGGCGAGAUCAUUGGACAGCAUUUUAUACAAAGAACAAAUCUUCUUUCUUAAAAUAAAUGGAUAAAAGGUAGAUUUUUCUAGAGAUGGGUUAUCAUGGCAAACGUGACGUAGUCAGAUGAUCUGACAGUGGUUGCAAAGCCCAUCCGUUUGUGCAUUGCCAGUGCUGGACUGGUACUCAGCAGCGGAAUUUGAUGCAACUGGGUAAAUUUGUCAGUAUGUAAAGUUUAUUGUUAUAUCCAAAGCUAAAUGGUCAUAAUGGAAGGUCCCUUGGUUUAUGUUCUAAGUUAAAUCUGCCUGGUACAGUAUUUUUGUAUAAAUGUUUUAUAGCUGGCCCUGAUCUCUAAGUAAACUAGUCUUAUAUAAUUUGCUAAAUACAGUUAUGGACACUGGUUUCUUAAAGGCACAUUUUGCACAGAUGUUUUUCCAUGAUGAUACAACAUGAACACUUAUGAUGUAUACACUGGAUUUGUCCAUAUUGUAUUUAGAGCUUCAGAAAAGAAACCUUCUAUUAUAGCAUUAAACAAGGCAGAGAUUAUGUACUCACAUGUCAACCCCAGUUACCACAAACCAGCCAUUUUUUUGUAGUGUAAAUCUUUAAUUUAUUAUACAUAUGUAGAGAGGAAUUCUAUUCAAGGAAAUUUAGCGGUAGUUUCUCUAAGUUAUGAAAGCUAACAGUAAUUCAGGGAUUUUAGUGGACAUAUGCACUGCAAUGCUUAUUUUUGUAAACAUAUAAAACAUAUCUAUAUAUCUAA